CCGCGGUAUUCCCUAGGGAAGAGGGUUGGAUGCUGGCCAGGCUGUGCAGGGCUGGGCUGCGCAGGAGCCAGCUCCUCCCUCUCGCUAUUUAUUCCUCGUAGCGCCGCGGCCGCGGCUGAAUCACCUCGAACCCAGCGAGCUCCUAGCUGCCAUGGCCCGGCUCCUCGUCACCUGCUGCCUGCUGGCCCUGCUCCUCCUCUCCUGGACCGACGUCGCCUUCUCCAAGAAGGGCAAAGGCAAACCCGGCGGAGGGGGCUGGGGGAGCCAUCGCCAGCCCAGCUACCCUCGCCAGCCCAGCUACCCCCAGAACCCCGGCUACCCCCACAACCCGGGGUACCCCCACAACCCUGGAUACCCCCGCAACCCAGGCUACCCCCACAACCCCGGCUACCCCCAGAAUCCGGGCUGGGGGCAGGGUUACAACCCUUCCAGCGGAGGCAGCUACUACAACCAGAAGCCCUGGAAGCCUCCUAAGUCCAAGACCAACCUGAAGCACGUGGCGGGGGCGGCGGCGGCGGGGGCCGUGGUAGGGGGGCUGGGGGGCUACGCCAUGGGCCGGGUGAUGUCGGGGAUGCACUACCGCUUCGACAGCCCCGACGAGUACCAGUGGUGGAACGCCAACGCCGGGCGCUACCCCAACCGGGUGUACUACCAGGAGUACAGCAGCCCCCCGCCCCAGGACGUCUUCGUGGCCGACUGCUUCAACAUCACCGUGACGGAGCACAACAUCGGCCCCGCCGCCCGCCGGAACGCCUCGGAGGCGGGGCCGGCGGCCAACCAAACAGACCUGGAGAUGGAGACCAAGGUGGUGACCAAGGUGAUCAGGGAGAUGUGCAUCCAGCAGUACCGCGAGUACCGCCUGGCCUCCGCCGUCCGGCCGCAGCUGGCUGACGCCUCCCUGGCUGCCUUCCUGCUCUUCGCCCUCUUCGUGCUGCACUGAAGGCUGCAAACCCCCCUCCCCCCCCGAGAGAUGUCACCUGUGUGUGUCCCCUCAUGGGGGCUCCCCAAACCCCCCUGGUCUUGCUUGCAGUCGUCGUUGGUGAAGAGCCCUUGGAGCCCGUGGGCACCGGCCGCUGCCUGGCACCUCCUCAAGAGGCUGCAGUUUAGGGAUUAAAAUUUCCUUCUCCACCCCUAACGUGUCCCUUGUGUGGCAAGACGCUGAUGGAGCUGGAUGCCCACUCAAGUGGCCUUCACCACCACCUCCUCCUCCUGGGGGGUCACCCCGAGGGGGACCAGGCAGAGAGGAUCUCACUGGGUCCCGAAGUUCCUCUUUGCUAACAAGCAGGGGCCCCUUUAGACCCUUCAGCACCAAAAUGUUUUCCCUGGGGCAUGCCACAGUGCUGUACCCCAGCAGCACCCCCACACAUCCCAACCCCCACAC
Messenger RNA from Dryobates pubescens (Downy woodpecker), 1381 nucleotides. It is a transcript of the gene PRNP, whose product is annotated as prion protein. Gene Ontology annotation, biological process: protein homooligomerization. The transcript has 2 exons. The record is from RefSeq and is a predicted model, not a curated record. The coding region runs from base 152 to 940 and encodes 262 amino acids. Gene Ontology annotation, cellular component: membrane. Lineage: Eukaryota; Metazoa; Chordata; Aves; Piciformes; Picidae.